Molecule: messenger RNA, 707 nt
Organism: Arabidopsis thaliana (thale cress)
Lineage: Eukaryota; Viridiplantae; Streptophyta; Magnoliopsida; Brassicales; Brassicaceae
Gene: LCR68
Product: low-molecular-weight cysteine-rich 68
Exons: 2
Coding region: 174-407 (77 amino acids)
Biological process (GO): defense response
Cellular component (GO): plant-type cell wall; extracellular region
Source: RefSeq, marked reviewed
GAAUACUGUAUAAUGGAAUAAAAAGAUAUUCGUUUUCUUUUAGUAAAAGUUCAAUUAUCUCGAGCGUUCUUAUACCUUUCCAGUCUCUUUAUAUAGUGCCCACUUCCUCAUUAGCAUUCUACAGUCUGCACACUUAUCACUUCUUUCGAAAUCUCUCUCUAUCCCUCUCAAAAAUGAAGCUCUCUGUGCGUUUUAUCUCCGCUGCUCUUCUCUUGUUCAUGGUAUUCAUUGCCACAGGGAUGGGUCCAGUCACCGUGGAGGCACGCACGUGUGAGUCAAAAAGCCAUAGGUUCAAGGGUCCAUGUGUGAGCACACACAACUGUGCAAACGUGUGCCACAACGAAGGCUUCGGCGGAGGUAAAUGCCGUGGAUUCCGUCGUCGUUGCUACUGCACAAGACACUGCUGAUCCAUCCAUUCUCAUGACUCAAAUCUUCGAUCCAUCGUCAGUGUGUUACUUCUUUCUUAUCUAAAUCUUCCGUACGGUACCAUGUCGUACCGUACAUGAGUGUUUUCUCGAAUAAGUCAUUGGUUUGUGUGUUUCCGGUUUUAAUGUAAUGUUAAAUCAAUUAAUGGCUUUUAAUAUAUUGUAUUAUGGAUCUCAAUCUAAAAGUUUUUAAUAACCGGAGUCUGCAAAGUAAAUCACAAUAAUGCUCGAAUAGAAUUGAGAGAACCGAUCGAUUAUAUAGAGUUAAUCUGGUUAGAAAUU